Messenger RNA from Sphenostylis stenocarpa, 1140 nucleotides. The record is from the annotation of a GenBank genome assembly. NCBI's taxonomy places the organism in Eukaryota, Viridiplantae, Streptophyta, Magnoliopsida, Fabales, Fabaceae.
AUGUCUUCCGCCGAGACGGAGAUGGAGCCUCUCACGUCGGGGGCGAGCAACCGCAUAAUUCCGCUCCUCAAGGCUCUCAGGGCCUCCCUCAUCUUCGUCUACACCUUCUUCCUCUCCUUCCUCUUCUUCAUCCUCCCCCGUCGUCGCCGCCUCUCCACCGCAGCGGGGCCUCCCUCACCCAAGAAGCAUUUGAGGCGGCGCUGGCUCGUGCGCGAGGAGGAGGACACGUGCCGGCGAAGAGCCUUGGCGCAGGACUACUUAGGAAUCGGUCGUGAAGAAGGAUGGUACCGGUGGAACACUUCCAUCUUCUAUGGGAUUAGAAACAACGCUUUGUUUUGCCGCUCCUGGUUCCCGGUUGCCGGUGAUGCCAAGGGCAUUCUGAUCAUCAUUCAUGGGCUUAAUGAACACAGUGGAAGAUAUGCGGAAUUUGCAAGGAAAUUAACAUCAUUCAACUUUGCUGUCUAUGCAAUGGACUGGAUAGGUCAUGGAGGUAGUGAUGGAUUGCAUGGUUAUGUUCCUUCUCUUGAUCAUGUGGUUGCAGAUACAGGGGCUUUCCUGGAAAAGAUCAGAUCAGAGAAUCCUGGAAUACCAUGCUUUCUGUUUGGUCACUCCACUGGGGGAGCUGUGGUGUUGAAAGCGGCUUCCAAUCCUCAUAUUGAAGUAAUGGUGGAAGGAAUUAUAUUAACCUCGCCAGCUUUACGUGUGAAGCCAGCACAUCCAAUUGUUGGGGCUGUAGCUCCAAUUUUUUCUCUGGUGGCUCCAAGGCUCCAAUUCAAAGGAGCAAACAAAAGGGGCAUUCCAGUUUCGAGGGAUCCAGCAGCGUUGUUGGCCAAGUACUCUGAUCCUUUGGUGUACACAGGACCUAUUAGGGUCCGAACUGGGCAUGAAAUACUGCGGAUAUCCUCGUAUCUAAUGCGAAACUUCAACUCUGUGACUGUACCAUUCUUUGUCCUGCACGGAACUGCUGAUAAGGUUACUGAUCCACUGGCCUCACAAGAUCUAUAUGACAGGGCAGCUUCAAAGUUCAAAGACAUAAAGCUUUAUGAUGGUUUCUUACACGACCUUCUGUUUGAGCCUGAGCGUGAAGAGAUAGCUCAAGACAUUAUCAACUGGAUGGAAAAGAGACUAUUCACUAUUUGA